This is a messenger RNA of Mytilus trossulus (common blue mussel), 1120 nucleotides long. RefSeq lists its product as uncharacterized. The transcript has 5 exons. NCBI's taxonomy places the organism in Eukaryota, Metazoa, Mollusca, Bivalvia, Mytilida, Mytilidae. The record is from RefSeq and is a predicted model, not a curated record. The coding region runs from base 42 to 668 and encodes 208 amino acids.
CAAAUUAUCAACAUAUUCAGCAGCAACGAUAUUGAUCCAAGAUGAAAAUAUUAAGAACAUUGGUAUUCUUCUGUGUCUUGGCAUAUGGUUUCUGCCAAGAAGAAGACCAAUGUGAUUCUCAGUAUAAUGAUGAUAUUCUAGCAGGAUUUGAUUUCGAUGAUGCCGAUAAAUACCCUGAAGGUGAAAUAGCUGGGGCGGAAAAAGAACUCUCUAAACAGAAUGCAAGAGAUUAUGAGCAGUUAAAGAGUGACAAAGAUGCUGCACAAAGCCUCAUUUCUUUAAAUAUCAAAGAGCAGUGGAUCGCACCACCACAACCUGCUAAUGCAUCGAUGUGUGAGUCUAAGUUCAGAUCAUUGAAUAUUGGUAAAACAUUUUGGUAUUAUGGUAAAAAGUGUUACGUGCUGAAACCCUGGUGGAAUACUGUUUUUACAGCUAUAACGUAUGCUGACUGCAAACCACAAUAUUGUAAGAAUGUUCCUUGCAUGUCCUGGAUGUUCCCAUACAGAUAUAGGUGUGUACAAAGCAACUAUAAAAUCUUCAACAUUUGGCUUUACUGUCCACAACCAUUCCCACGUAUACACAGACUACAACUGAAAGCUCCACAAUGUUGUGAAUGCAGGAAAUUCAAAGCACCUUGGAUUGCAUUGGAGGAUUUAACCAAAGGAUAGAGAGAUGAGCAUGUACUUACAGUUUGAAUCACACACUUAGAGCUACAAGAAAUUCAACUGCAUAUUGCGACGAAGACAUUAUUUCGGAUUCUGUUUUUUAGAAAUGACAUGUUUUGAAGAAGAAAAAAACAUGUAAUUUUCUUUCACUUAUUAUAUAAUCAGUAUUUUAUAAAUAAAAAUAUUUUUGUUCAAUUACUUGAAACUGUUAUCAUUGGAAUUGCCUCUAAACACUCCCCUAGUAUAUCUUGCCCGAUUAUACAACCUUUGCACUUCAAAGCAAAAUUCCUUGGGACCAACCUUAUUGCAUUUCAUGAACUAAUAUAGAAAAACAUUUCACUAUUUCUUCAAGUAUUACAAUUAGAAUUCAUUAUUGUUUUAUAUAAUUUCAUGUAUGUUUGUAAGUAAUUAUCAUUGUUUUUAAAAUACGAAUAAAGUUCUUUAAAUCUGGUUUA